Molecule: messenger RNA, 1035 nt
Organism: Ziziphus jujuba (common jujube)
Lineage: Eukaryota; Viridiplantae; Streptophyta; Magnoliopsida; Rosales; Rhamnaceae
Product: putative cytochrome c oxidase subunit 5b-like
Exons: 6
Coding region: 243-761 (172 amino acids)
Biological process (GO): mitochondrial electron transport, cytochrome c to oxygen
Cellular component (GO): mitochondrial envelope
Source: RefSeq, a predicted model, not a curated record
UGCUACUGUUGUUUACAGCAUGGGCGAUUCCAGCGUGUGAGAUUUGAUUAUUGAAAACCCCUCCGUCCAAACCCCAACGUCCUCAUUUCUAAGAAGAUAGUGGUGUGAAAUAAUAAUAAUAUUUAGCAAAUUCACAGGGGAACACACACAGUCACCGUCGGCGUUUGGCUUAGGGCUGCCGAGUAUAACAGGGCGUGACCUGAGAUCAUAAAAACUUCUCCAUCAACACAAAAAAAAAAGCCAUGUGGCGGAGACUUGUUUCUUCCUCCCACCUCAAAACCCUAGGCCGAUUGACUGCUCCGCCUCCUUGCAGAUCCGCUUCCGGACCCGCCCGAUUGCUCCGCCCUCCACCCCUUUCUGCUUCUGCUUCUCACUUUCUCCGCAACUUCAGCGACUCCGAUUCAGGUGUUGUAGGGAACACUGCUGUGAAGAAGAAGGUUGAGGAUGUAAUGCCCAUUGCCACUGGCCACGAGCGAGAGGAACUUGAGGCUGCACUUGAGGGAAGGGAUAUAUUGGAAAUUGAUCAUCCCGUCGGUCCUUUUGGCACCAAGGAAGCUCCUGCAGUUGUGAAGUCCUAUUAUGACAAGAGAAUAGUUGGAUGCCCUGGUGGUGAAGGCGAUGAUGAGCAUGAUGUCGUCUGGUUUUGGCUGGAGAAAGGCAAGCCACAUGAAUGCCCAGUCUGCUCACAAUAUUUUGUGCUUGAAGUUGUGGGACCUGGAGGAUCUCCUGAUGGACAUGAUGAUGAUCAUGAGCAUCAUUGAUCAAUUAACGUGCAAAGUAUCUUGCUGGAAUAAAGUCUAGGAAGAUGAAGAGACAGUUUCCAGUAUACACUGAAAAUUUAAUUCAAAAGCUUUGUGUUUUUGUUUGAUUUUGAUCGGUCAUAGUUUUUCAUGCUGUUGCUUUGGCAACAUUUGAGAUAGAAUCUUCCCUGUGGUAAUCUAGACACAGGUUGGUCAUCUGUUGGACUAUGGAUCUUGUUAGGAUGUCUUUUUUUAUGCCUUGCCAAAUAAUUGAUGGCUACUGCUUGAUUCUUUA